Messenger RNA from Sclerotinia sclerotiorum 1980 UF-70, 999 nucleotides. RefSeq lists its product with no specific name. The record is from RefSeq and is a predicted model, not a curated record. Bases 1 to 999 code for a protein of 332 amino acids. The transcript has a single exon. NCBI's taxonomy places the organism in Eukaryota, Fungi, Ascomycota, Leotiomycetes, Helotiales, Sclerotiniaceae.
AUGCAGAGCCUGAGAGAGGAGUUAGGGAGUAGGGCCGGAGUUGCUGCAGAAGGAGGGGAGGAUUGGGGGAUUAGGAAUGAAAUUAGGGGGGUGAGGGUAGAGGUAAGGAGUGCCGGAGAAGAGGUGAGAGGUGUGCGAGAAGAGUUGAGGGGGAGUAGGGGAGAGAUUUUGUGGUUGAGAAAUGAGGGAACGCAGAAUAGAGAGGAUGUUAGAGGCUUGAGGCAGGAAAUUAUAGAGUUGAGAAGAGAGGUUUUAACGUUGAGUGGCGAAGUAGGGGAGGAUAUGAGGGGAAUGAGAGGAGAGAUUGAGGGGCUAAGGGGUGAAGUAGGGGAGGAGGUAAGGGGUAUGAGAGGAGAGAUCUUGGGUCUCAGGGGUGAAUUGGGGGAGGAGGUGAGGGCAAUGAGAGGAGAGAUUCUAGGGUUAAGGGCUGAAAUAGGAGAGGAGGUCAGGGGAAUGAGGAGAAGAGCUACAAGGCUAAGGACUGAAGUUUUGAGAGGACACGUAGAGAGGCAGAGAGAUGCAGCUGCUAUUGAAGCAUUGAGAAGAGAAGUUGUGGAAGGAUUUGCGAGGAAGGAUGCGGAAAACGUCCAGCUAGAAGAAAGAUUAAUGGGCGAAGUCCAAGCUCUUAGAACGAGAUAUGUGGAGAGAGAACAAAGGAUAGCCGGACUCCUAAACGAUAUUGAUGAUCUAGGGAGGAGACAUACGGAAAACGAGACAUUGGUAAAUACCAUGAGGAAUGAUAUAAACAAUUUGGGACAUACAGCUGAGGGAUUAUCAGAAGAAAAUAGGGGAUUAACAGAGGAAGUUACAUGGUUGGAGAUGCAGAGGCCGGUAAUCGAGGAGCAGGCCGAGCCAGAAAAUGAUAUAGUUGUUAAUGAGAAGGAAAGAGUGAAAAGCGGGAAAGGAAGAUGCAAGUGGUCGAAAUUCUAUACUAGGAGGAAGAGACAUCGUAUGGGAAAGGGGCUGGCUUUGAGAUUUAUGGAGUGUACAAUAACUUGA